Paramisgurnus dabryanus is the source of this 5275-nucleotide messenger RNA. Its product is annotated as GTPase IMAP family member 8-like. The record is from RefSeq and is a predicted model, not a curated record. Gene Ontology annotation, molecular function: GTP binding. Lineage: Eukaryota; Metazoa; Chordata; Actinopteri; Cypriniformes; Cobitidae.
UUACUGUGUCUUUGUUUAUUGUACUUUGUUUAAGUGCUGGAACCUUUAAAAUGGCGUUUUCUACAUACUUGGAUAGCACAGCUGAGAGUGCAGUAAGAAGAAGAAGAGAAAGCAUAAGUCCUCCACCACACAUGUCUGAAUUAAAGAUUUGGUUGGUUGGAGACAACUGGGCAGACAAGUGCUCUGUGGGAAACCUGCUCUUGGAAAAGAAAGCAUUUGAUAAAGCUUCUCGCUCCCUUCAGUUGUGUGAGAAAGGAUGUUUUAGGACUCAACCCAUAUCUGUGACCAUCACACCAAAUAUGUUUGACAGUCAAGCCCCUGAAGCCCACAUUUCACAGGCAUUGCAAUAUUGUGUGGAUUUGUCUUCUCCAGGUCCACAUGUACUACUACUGAUUCCACAACUAGGUAACUUUGGGGAGAAGAAAAGUAAAAUGAUAACUCAGAUUCUGAACUCUUGGUCAAAUAAUUCAUUGAACCAUACAAUAGUGCUAUUGCUGGGUCCAUUCACAAAUGAUAAGGAGCAAAAACUUGUUUAUGGCUUACUCAAAGAAACAUGGAGGUACCACAAAUUUGGAAAGAAAAAGGGAAAAUGCAUAGCCAAACAGGAAUCAGUAAAUGAGCUGUAUGAGAAAAUUCUGAACUUGCAGCAAAACAAUAUGGGGAAUCAUCUCAGCGUGAAUAUUAAGGAGUCACCACAGGCCUCACAUCUGCAGCAUCAUAAGAGUGAAAGACAAAAGAUGAAAAAUCCAGAAGGUUUUGCUGGAUUCUCAUCAAACAUGAAAAAAAAAAUGCAGUCAUUACUGAAACCAUCACAGAUGAAUAAAAUGGAGGUAGAACAACCUGUUCAAAAUCUUAACCUGGUGCUGUUUGGAAGAAGCAGUGCUUGGAAGAUUCAGACAGCAAACAUAAUACUGGGUCAGACUGAAUCAGCAGAGGUGUCUAAAACAGAACUCCUCCAUGAAUGUGUGAAGAGAGAGGGAAUGAAAUGUCUUCAUCAGAUCACACUGGUUGAAAUGCCAGAACUAUACAAUACAUCUCUCUCAAAUAUAGAUGUAAUGUAUGAGACAUACAAGGCCCUGUCUCUAUGUUCAUUUAACAUACAUGCAUUUCUCCUGGUCCUACCUGUCGGUCCUCUCACUGAUGAUGAUAAAGGAGAACUCGCAAAAACAAGUGACAUAUUUGGCACAGCUGAUGGGAAGUUUUGGGAUUAUUUGAUUGUUUUGUUCAUAUGUGAAGGGGACAGGCGAGACAAAAUUAUCACUAAUUUCAUACAGAAGAAUGAAGACAUUCAAAAACUUAUUCAGAAAUGUGGGAAUAAAUACCAAAUACUUAGUGUCAACAAAAGUCGUGAUAGUGAGCAGAUCUCAGAACUGCUGCAGAAGAUUGAUGAUAUGAUUGCUGGAAACAGUUGCUACUCAUCUGAUAUGUAUGUAAAAGCCCAGCUAAAGUACAGAGUUCAACAAGAUACCAGAAUUAAAGAAAUGGAGGAAGAAAUCAGAGAACUAAAGCAGACCAAACAAACAGGUGAAAGUGAGAGUGUGAAAACAAGUACAGACUGUUUGAGGAUUGUGCUUGUUGGAAAAACUGGAAGUGGAAAGAGUGCUACAGGAAACACCAUACUCAACCGAAGAGUAUUUAAAUCUCAAGCCAGUUCAAAAUCAGUCACAUCCUCAUGUCAGAAGGAAGAGGGGAUUGUUAAGGGAAGACCAGUCACUGUUGUUGAUACUCCUGGCCUGUUUGACACACAGGUCUCAAAUGAUGAGGUUAAGGAGGAGAUACUGAAGUGCAUCAGUCUUCUUUCUCCAGGACCUCAUGUGUUUCUGCUCAUUCUUACAAUUGGAAGAUUCACAACAGAAGAAAGAGAAACUCUGAACCUUAUUAAAGAGACAUUUGGAAAAAAUGCUGGGAUGUUUAGCAUGAUAAUAUUCACCCAUGGUAAUAAUCUGCAAGAUCAGACGAUUGAAAGUUACCUGGAGGAUGGAGAUCCACACCUGAUAAAGCUGAUUCGUGAUUGUGGGGGAAGGUAUUAUGUGUUUGAAAAUACAAAACAAGACAAUACUAAACAAGUCAUUCACUUACUAGAAAAAAUCAACAGAAUGAUUGAGAAAAAUGGAGGAGGCUGUUAUACCAAUGAGAUGUUUGAAGAAGCAGAAGCUGCCAUUAAACAAGAAAUUGAAAAAAUUCUACAGCAGAAGAAAGAGGAGAUGGAAAGAGAGAACAAACAUCUACUUGAUAAACAUGAAAAAGAGAUGGCAGAGAUGAAGAGGAGAAUUGAGGAACAGAGAGAGCUAAUGGAGAGAGAGAGGAAAUUAAGAGAGGAGGAACUUAGAAUAAAAGAAGAAUUUUUGCAGAAGGAAAUCAAAAAGAGAGAUGAACAAGAGGAGAGAGAAAGGAAAGACAGAGAAGCAGCUAAAGAACAAAGAAGAAUUGAAGAAGAGAGACAACAAAAAGAAUGGGAAAGAAAAUUGAAAGAUAUUGAGGACAAUAAAGCUGAGCUACAGAGACAGCUGCAAAAGAAAGAGCAAGAUGAGAGAGCAAGAUAUGAGAGAGAGAAAAGAGAAAUGGAAGAGCGUCAUCAUGAGAGACUUAAAAGAGAAAAAGAGCAAGAGGAAUAUCAUGAAAAACUGACCAAAGAACGAAGUGAAUGGGAUCAGAAACAAAAGAAAAUGAUUGAAGAAUUCAAUCAGGAAAAACAGCAAAGAGAAGCAGCAGAGAAGCAAAGGAUUGAGGAUGAGCGCAAAGAAAAAGAAAAACUAGAGAAAGAGUUUGAGAAGAGUAAAGAGAAGAUGAGAAAACAAAGAGAAGAAAGGGAGAAAUCACAAAAAAAGGAGUGGGAUAAAAGAGUGAGAGAGGAGGAGGAGAUGAGAGAACAGGAAAGAGAGAAACUAAAGAAACUUCAGGAGGCAUUUGAACGAGAACGUAGAGAGGAGGAAAACAAGAGAAAGACAGAAGAUCGAAAAAGAAAAGAACAAGAGGAUCAAGAACGACAAAAGAUGGAGAAAGAGUAUGAGAGGAAAUUAAAAGAGAUGAAGGGGAAGUAUGAGGAUGAGGCCAGGAAACAAGCUGAAGAAUUCAAUGAAUUCAAAAAUAAAUAUAAAACAGAGUUUCAUGAUCUCAUGUCAAAGCAUGCUCAAGAGAUUGAUGAACUAAAGAAAGAGCAUACCAAAAAAAGUGAUGAGGAUGAGAAAAAGUACAGCCAUUUGACUGACCUCUCAAAGAAGAAAGAGACAGAUCUGAAUGAAAAAAUAAAACAAAUGGAAGAGAAACAUAAAAAAGAGACUGAUGAACUGAAGAAAGAGCAUACCAAAAAAAGUGAUGAGAAUGAGAAAAAGUACAGCCAUUUGACUGACCUCUCAAAGAAGAAAGAGACAGAUCUGGAUGAAAAAAUAAAACAAAUGGAAGAGAAACAUAAAAAAGAGACUGAUGAACUGAAGAAAGAGCAUACCAAAAAAAGUGAUGAGAAUGAGAAAAAGUACAGCCAUUUGACUGACAUCUCAAAGAAGAAAGAGACAGAUCUGGAUGAAAAAAUAAAACAAAUGGAAGAGAAACAUAAAAAAGAGACUGAUGAACUGAAAAAGAAAUAUGAUGAAAAAUGUGUGUUAUUGUAGUAUUAAAAGGGGUAUUUUACACUAAAGGCCAGUGUUCUUCAACCAUGGUUCCCGAGGACCCCUUCCAGAAAGUUUUAGAUGUCUCCUUAUUUAAAACACCUAAACCAACUCAUCAGCCUCAUUCCAGAAUGUCUCCCUAACAAGUUAAAUAAAUUUUAAUUUAAUUAAAUCAGGUGUGUUAAUUAAGGAGACAUCUAAAACAUUCUGGAAGGGGGUCCUUGAGGACUGGGGUUGAAGAACACUGCUAUAGGGUAUUGUAUUUCAAAAAUUCAUUUUGUAAGUGUCUUCAAAUAAUUGUUCACUUUAUUACGGCAUUAUGUGUAUAGUAUAUGAUCUCAUCUUAUUUCAGAACAAUGUUUUUCUCACAGUCAAUAACAAUUUGAACUAAUUUUAAAGGUAACAUAGAAUGAUUGAACGGGGUAUUUAUCCUUGUUCUGUGAUGUGACAUGUAGACAAAACAAUUUUUGUUUGGGUCUGUAAUGCCUUAGAAGCUUCCUGAAAACCUCUCUCAGAUAGCUCUAUUAGGGUGGGGGAUUUUAAACAAGUGGUUUUGCACCUAUUUGGCUCCCCCUACUGGCUUAACUUGCAAUUUCAUAACUGAUUGGCUGAAUUUGCUGCCACUCAAAAAUGUAGCCAAUUAUUUUAAAGUGGAGGGGCAGGGAGAUGCCUGUGAUGUCAUAAGAAUCAUAAGAAAAUAGUAGAGAGUGCUUUUUUAUCAAUAAUUGAUUAUGGUGAUCUUCUUUAUAUGCACGCAACUACAUCGCUACUUAAAAAACUAGACUCUGUGUAUCACGCAGCUUUACGCUUUGUCUCCGGCGCAGAGCCACGGACGCAUCACUGUAUUUUAUACACUUCCCUAGCGUGGUCAUCGUUACAUCAAAGGAGAAGAUUACAUAUGUACUUAUUCAUCACAAAAGCUCUUUUAGGCAAAUUACCCUCUUAUAUAUCAAAUCUUCUAAAUUAUUAUACAAAUAUUCAUGGUACUAGAUCUGGUUCUUAUAUUUGCUUAAAAGUCCCAAGGGUAUUGUCUAAAUUCGGCAAAUGUGCUUUCUCUUCCUAUGCUCCUCGGGCUUGGAAUGAAUUGCAAAAUACUCUUAAUUUAAAUGCACUUCCAACUUUAAGCACUUUUAAACGUCUUUUACAAAAGGUUUAAUGGAUACUUGCAAUUGUUUUAACUGAUUUGUUGUAUUUGCGUUCUUGUUUUAGAUCUUUCAUUAUGUGAUUGUUGUAAAUUGUGGUGUUGUCUAAUUGUAUUUUUUUUGUAUGAAACUCAAUGUGCCGUCGUCUUGACCAGGUCUCACUGGAAGAAGAGAUAGAAAUAUCUCAAUGUGAUUUUCCUGGCUAAAUAAAGGAAAAAAAUCAGUUUUUCAGAUUGGGCCGUUUUCUGGCUGACAUUUCUAAAAGAGGAAUCUCUAUGAGACUGAGAUGUUUAGCAUGUCUAGAACUUUUUGUAUGUUCAUGAAUGCGGGUAGACUACCAUUAUUCAACAAAGACAAGGUAAAAAUGUUUUUUCAUUCUCUGUCCCCUUUAAGACAUAUGCAUAUUUUGAAAUCCACUUAGUCUAUUUGCAUUUUAAAUAGUUUGAUGUAAAUCAUUAACAUCAGAACAAUGUAUUAUCAUUGCAAUUGUUUUUGUUAGUUCACAGUGCGUUAAUAUUAAAUGUAUUA